Molecule: messenger RNA, 1599 nt
Organism: Triplophysa rosa
Lineage: Eukaryota; Metazoa; Chordata; Actinopteri; Cypriniformes; Nemacheilidae
Product: interferon-induced protein 44-like
Exons: 9
Coding region: 250-1596 (448 amino acids)
Molecular function (GO): GTP binding
Source: RefSeq, a predicted model, not a curated record
AAUACAUUUUACGACCAAACUAAUGCAAAGUUGGGAAAUAAAGACAUUACCUCUCUCUUGCUCCUCUCUAACUGGAAACUCCCAUCACAAUUUUCUUUGUUAUUGUAAUUUUAAUAAUCAAAUUAGACAAGUCAGCAAAACAGGUUUGUCUUGGGUGUCGUCUUAAGAAAACAUCUCAUUGCUCUUCCGCACGGAGAAAGAGUCCCGCAGUAGAUAAACUCUGUAGAAACGACCAGCUACCCACGGAAAAUGCAGUAUACGAAAAACGAACAAGUUGCCCAGGCUUUACCUAAGGAGAAAAAGCAGCGGUUCUGUGCUUUGCUGGGUGAUGUUGAACUGUCUCUUCUCUACAAAGCUUCUGUUCAUGGAUAUGAUGCUCCAGCCUUCCAUCAGCGCUGUGACCGUCAGGGUCCAACCUUACUUGUAGCUUACAAUAAUUCAGGCUACGUCUUUGGAGGAUACACUAGUGUAGAUUAUACUCAAAGUGGACAGUACAUUACAGAUGAGGAGGCUUUUCUGUUUUACUUUCAAGGCAAGAUUCCUGUGUGUGUCAAAAUAAACAGUGGACAUCACGCACGCGUCGAUGACUCCGCAGGACCCAGCUUUGGACAACAGUUGUACUUUUGCUAUAAUAACCAACCAGUUGUGUAUAAUCAAGGGGGUAAUGCAUACACCAUCAAUGCAACCACAAUGUAUGGGAACGAUGGUAACCUGAAAGAAUGUGAGGUGUACAAAAUUGAACAGAUUCCUCCGGUCAGUGUUGAGGAGAAGCCGUGGAGGGACGUGCCGUGGACCACCGAACGAAGAGAAGAGCUUGUGAAACUGAUCAAGAACUACAAACCCCUGGAGUCCUCAGUGAACCGGGUUCGAAUCCUCAUGAUCGGUCCUGUAGGUGCUGGAAAAUCCAGUUUCUUCAACUCCAUCAACUCCAUCUUCACCGGUCAUGUGACCAACAAAGCCAUGGCAGGAUCUUCAAGCACCAGUCUCACCACACAGUUUCGGACAUACCAAGUGAAAGAUGGUCGUGAGGGAAAGCCAUUACCAUUUGUGUUGUGUGACACUAUGGGACUUGAGGAGCAGUCGGGUGCAGGUCUGGAUAUCGAAGACAUCAGCUGCAUUCUCCAAGGUCUCAUACCAGACCGAUACAUGUUUAAUCCGGUGGCACCGUAUCAACUCAAAGAGCAAAAGUUCUCCAGAUCAGCAUCUCUGGAGCAGAAGAUCCACUGUGUGGUGUAUGUGAUAGACGCCACCAAAAUCUCCCUCAUGUCCAGCAAACUGGAGGAAAAACUCGCUGGCAUACGCAAAAAAGUGAACUCACUGGGCGUCCCUCAGAUCGUCUUGAUGACUAAAGUAGACGAGGCGUGUCCUCUGGUGGAGGAGGAUCUUCAAAAGGUUUACAUCAGUUCCUACAUUAAGACAAAGGUACAGGAGGUCAGCUCUCGGCUGGGUGUUCCUGUGUCUUGUGUGUUACCCGUGAAGAACUACAGUCAGGAGCUGGAGCUCAACCUCAGCUGUGAUGUUCUGCUUCUCACUGCUCUACAGCAGAUGCUGCGCUUUGCAGACGACUACUUGGAUGACAUCAGUCCCUCGUAUUGAAAC